AUGAUAUGUUUCAGCGCUGAUGGCGAAAAGGAUGUGAUGAUAGAAGACUACGUCUAUGAAAAGGCUGCGGAUAGCAUUUUGGAUAAAAAGGUCAAUGAAGAGUUUUUCAAUAAUUUGACAAAAGGCUUCGUUGAACAAUUCAAAUUUACCGAUAUUCCAUACCAUGCUGAUAAUUUUGGUGAGAAUCAUCAGCUUAUCAAUAAAAAUUUCUUCAGUCAUGCCAAAAAAUCGGAAAUUAUCGAGAAUAAAAAUCAUUCGACUAAUUUAAAGAUGGAAGGCAUUGAAAAGCAAGAAAUAAGUGAACAUAGAGAAGAGAAAAGUGGUGCGCCCAUUGUUAGUUCAGAAAAUAUAUUCAUUAAAAACCAAAGUCAAGCGAUAUCAUUACUGCAGUUGGCAGAUCGGGAAACCGAAUUUACCCAGCAAAAUACCUCAUUUACAAUUGAUUCAUCAAAUUUGUACUAUCUUCCUGUCAAGGUAAACGCCGCAAAAAUAAAUGCUGAACUGGUCAGUGCUUCUUCUAGAAGUGAGAACUCUGAAAUGAUGCAAAGCACAGUAAAAUUCAAUUUAACCGAUUUGUCUUUUUAUACCGAUAAAUCACAAACUGGCGUUCCAUUUCUAAAUCCAUGGGAGCAACAAAGGAAUGAUUCUGGUGAAAAUGUUAUCAUCAACACAUUGAAUGAGAUAGAUCUUGAUUUAAACGAAUAUAACGAUAUUUCUUAUAAUGAAUUUGGUUCUACAACUUAUCUUUCACAACAUAAUGAUAAAGAACCAACCAUCAACAUGGAUACGGCGAUAGAAGAUGGUUCAUUUGCCAAAAAACAAGUUGUCGAAGAUGUCGCAAGAAGUAAAAAAGCAUUUCGCAUACAAACUACACCAUUUCCAAUAGAACGAAAUCCAUCAUUUGACGGGAAAAAUCAAGAAUUUGGCAAUGCAACGCAUAAAAAAUUUUUUAUUCAUAUUGAUCACCAUGACAAUUUUUAUGGUCGAAAUGCACCUAAUUUACCAGUGUUGAAUCCGAAUUUAAGGAAUGAUAAUGGCAAGAAAACUGUGAUUAAAGCUGUAACAAAAAUCGACUAUGAUAAUCAUGUUGAACAAGCAGUCAGCAAUGAUAUAAAUUUCUUAACGGAGGCAAUGGAAACUGAUGGUGCUAAUUUUCAUUCUCAACGCCAAUAUCAUAGAAAACCCAGCGCACCGCGAAUUGGUUAUAAAACAACGUUUAAUCGUAAAAUGGUUGGAGGUAAUGAAAUAGAAGAACAGAAUUCAUUUGUUAGCGGUCAACCAUUGAAAAUUGAACUGCGAAAUCCUUUGUUAUACGGGCAUAAUUUAAUUAUGUCGCCUGGAGCAAUAAUUCACGAAAACCCAAACUUACUUCGCAGGAGUAAUAAUUUCAUUGGCAAUAAUUCCGAGAUCAAUUAUCAUAAGUCAGAUUUAUUCCGAAAUCGGCUUUCUGGAUCUCGCAUAUACAAUGUGGAUGAAAAUUUCUUGAGAUAUUACGAGGAUGACAACAAAAGUAAUCUUCAAGUGAUCUCAGGCAACAAAAGUCAAAGUGGAACUGAAUCCUCAAAAAUUCUACAUCUUCCAAAACUGGCCCAGCUUAGUGGCUCAAACAGCAGUGCUGUAUCAAAGGCUCGUUUCUUUAAUAAAAUUUUUUGCCAUAAUUUCAUGGAGCGAAAAAUAUUUAAUUGUUAUUACGUAAAACGGAAUACCCUACUGAUGAACGAAUAUCCUUUCAAAAGACGAAAUGUGUUAGAUCUUUGGCAGUGUGCUGAGUUAUGUCUGAGAGAAUAUGAAUGUAUAUCUGCAAGCUUCUCGACGAGGACAUCAUUUUGUGAUAUAUAUAAUGUGAUUAGUGGCAAUAGGAGAGGUUUCAUUCAUAUGGCGAAUUAUUAUUAUCUGGAACGUAAUCCAAAGAUAUGGAAAUCAUGUUUAAAUGCUUCUCAUUAUUCACGAUUACUUACUUAUUACUCUAAAUAUCCAAUAAUCCAUUCAAAAGGAGCGCCUUUAGGCAAUUUGAGUGAAUGUCAUGGAAAUCAUGACGAUUAUCAUAAAAAAUUGGACAAAUCAAUUAUUUUUUCAGGCUUACACGAUAUACGAAUCUCUGAUAAUUUAAGAUCAAAGGCCAAACAAAGUGCUUAUGGAAGCUCGAGCAUACAAAAGCUCCAUGCAAAUUCGGCUUCUGAUCUAUUUUUAAGACAUAAAAAAGCAAAGAAAUUCGAUUUAUCUGAACGAACAAGCUUCACUAAAAAACGAAGAUCAGAAUGUUUAGAAAACGAAAUGGCUAUUUUUAUGAAAUCUAAUGGUUGGUUAUUAACAAAACGAAUUGGCAACGAAUGGGAAUUUUUAUCAACUGAGGACGAAUGCAUCAAUGUUUGUAUGGAUGAAAUCAUUCCAAAUUAUAAGCAUUUUCGCUGUGCAUCUGUCCAGUACAAUACACAAUCUCUGAUCUGCACAAUAUCUGUAUCAAUUGGUGGGCUGUGCCACAGAAAAGUGAUUGAAAGACAACCACAGCGAGUACUUCUCGGACGUGCAAAUUCAGUAACAACUGUGGCUUCAUUAAAUGAAUGCAUACAGAGAUGUUUCAUGAUUUCAGAAGAAAACUUUUUGAACUGCAAAUCAUUAACAUAUUUUCACGAAGACGACACAAAGAAUUGCAUCUUGAAUCAAGGAACAAGAAAUGAUUUUCCCGAGCUGUUUGUUGAAGAAAUGGAAACAUUUACUGAGUAUAUUGGAAUUGACACGUGCUUUUCAAAAAAGCUUCAUAUUUGA
Dracunculus medinensis (Guinea worm) is the source of this 2766-nucleotide messenger RNA. NCBI's taxonomy places the organism in Eukaryota, Metazoa, Nematoda, Chromadorea, Rhabditida, Dracunculidae. The record is from the annotation of a GenBank genome assembly.